UGGUCGAAAGUUUCAUUUGUAUUUAUUUAAAUUAUUUUAAUGCAACUUGUAUUUUUUCAUAAUUUUUAAAUGAUGUUACUAUAAUUAUAAGUGCAAUAUCCUACUUUCUUCGAAUUAUGAAAAUAAAUAUCAUGCGUUUUGUAUAUUUACCUGUCGAUCAUUUUUAGAGUUUUGUUUAUAUUGCGAGUUUCAAUUACAACAAUUAUGUUUAGGGUGUUGCUUAUUUGUAUGCUGAAUAUUGCGUGUGUUUACAAUGAAAACACUAAAUGCGGAUGUACUGUUGACCGGGCGCAAGGCAUUCAAAGUAAAUACCUAGAUCAUACGAAGCAAUCGGAAGCCGAUAAUUGUCCGUCUGAAAAUCACUCUAAUGUAGAAGACGCAUCGAGUGAUAUGGUGGUUGUUCCUGCGGGUGAAUACCAACUCGGAACUGAUGACGUCAUGAUCCAAGCUGAUAAUGAGGGACCUCAAAGAAUAAUUAAAUUAGAAACAUUCCUAAUGGAUAAAUAUGAAGUCUCAAAUAAGGACUUCCUGAAAUUUGUUUCAUCUACAAAUUAUAAGACUGAAGCGGAAAUUUUUGGGGACAGUUUUGUUUUUACAACGUUUUUGAAUGCUACAUUCAGAGAAAAAUUACAAGACUUCAGAGUGGCUCAAGCUCCGUGGUGGUAUAAAGUUGAUGGAGCUAAUUGGAAGCAUCCUUAUGGCCCUGAUUCAAGUAUUCAAGACUCAAUGGACCAUCCUGUGAUCCAUGUGUCCUGGAGAGAUGCUCAAGCUUACUGCAAGUGGAGAGGGGCUCGCCUGCCAACUGAAGGGGAGUGGGAGGCCGCCUGCCGCGGUGGGAAGCGCCUGACCAAGUACCCCUGGGGAGACAAGCUGUUUCCUGAUAGAACACAUAUGGCAAACAUAUGGCAAGGAACCUUUCCCAAUCACAACUCUGCAAAGGAUGGUUACAUUGGCACCAAUCCUGUGAACUUGUUUGAGCAAAAUGGUUUUGGUCUUCAUAAUAUGGCUGGGAAUGUGUGGGAGUGGACUGAAGACUCCUGGUCUAAAGAUGCUCCAAAAGAAAAGGUGAAAAAGGGUGGUUCAUACUUAUGCCAUCGCUCAUACUGCUACCGCUACAGAUGCUCCGCGCGAUCUCACAACACCGAAGACAGCUCGGCGGGAAAUUUGGGCUUCCGAUGUGCAAAGUCAGCUUAACCCCUUGACCGCUAAAAACGGCCACAGAUGCCCAUGGUUAGUCUUAUUAACCUUCGUGCAUUCCAAUAAACAUUACAAU
This is a messenger RNA of Cydia splendana, 1273 nucleotides long. Its product is annotated as formylglycine-generating enzyme. Gene Ontology annotation, cellular component: endoplasmic reticulum. NCBI's taxonomy places the organism in Eukaryota, Metazoa, Arthropoda, Insecta, Lepidoptera, Tortricidae. Bases 205 to 1194 code for a protein of 329 amino acids. The record is from RefSeq and is a predicted model, not a curated record. The transcript has 4 exons.